AUGACUAGCGGUGCGGGCUACUCGCCCAGUCCCGAACCGGCUCCCGCCCUGUUCGUGCGAGCCAUGUAUGAUUAUGACGCAGACGACCAUACCAGUCUUAGCUUCCAACGAGGCGAUGUCAUCCAGGUUUUGAACCAGCUCGAGACCGGCUGGUGGGAUGGUGUCAUCAACAAUAACGUUCGCGGUUGGUUUCCCAGCAAUUAUUGUACUGUAAUCACAGACACAGCAGACCUGGAGGAUCAAUUAUCACACGCUCGCGAAGAUGGAGAGUUCAGCGCCGAAUCCGGUGUCGAAGAGGAAUAUGAAGAGGAACAUGAAGAUGAAGAGGUUGACUCGGAAGGAAACCCCCGCGAUUCACAGCCCAUUCUGCCCAUUGAGGGCCCGGGGCCAUGCUCGAGUAAUGAGCAGGAGGAAGCCGCCUUUUGGAUCCCCCAAGCGACCCCCGACGGUCGUUUGUUCUACUUCAAUACCCUCACCGGAUACAGCACAAUGGAGCUGCCGUUUGAAAACCCGACGUCGGCAAACGAAACUGGUCCCCGCGACCGAAACAACUUCUUUGUUCCCGAUCAGACUCGACCGCCACCGGAGAUGAUGGCUCGUGGCUUCGAGCGUGACGAGGAUGACUACGAUGGCUCGGGCUCUGAGGCUGAGGGCGAGUCGUUGAUGCUUGCCUCCCACGACUCCAUGUCCCGGAGACGCCAGUCGCUCAUGGAUGGGGUUUCGCCUGCUACUUCGAUGGACUCCUUGCAUCCCCCGUCCGCCACCAAGUCCGUCCAUGACAGACAGUCCAGAAGCCCGCGGAAGAUGUCGAAUGCUGCAAUUUCCGUCACGGACUUCCAUCGUCCUUCGAUCUCGUCGGAAGCUUCCACGCACUUUGUCGAUGACGGUGCUUCAGUUCCUCUUACCUGGCCCUUGCUCAUUGACACCAUGCACAAUGCUAUCGACUCAUACCGCCAAACGCUUUUGAACGGUGACCGUUCCGAAUAUGUGAGAAAGGCCGAGGACAUCUCAGAUCACCUCCGCAUGCUCCUGGCCGCUGGAUCGGAUACGACCGACAAUCAUUCCGGAAACCCGUCGAUCAUCUCGACCAACAAGGCCCUGUACCCCCACUUCAGGGAUAUGAUGUCCAAAUUUUCCAAGCUGGUCCUCUCGUCGCACAUUGCUGCAGCCGAUUGGCCGGGUCCAGACUCGGUCAACAAGUGUCUGCAAGAAGCCGAUGGAGUCAUGCAUGGCGUCUACGGUUACGUGGAUGUUGCAAGAAAGCAACGCGGGGAGACUAUUCACCGCACCAUCCCCGGCUUUGUGAUUGGCAGCACCUCGGGCGGCUGUUGGCAGAACAACGGUGUUUCCUUGACUGAGGCGGGUCCAACCUCGUUUCUGGACCAGGAUGGCGGCGACUCGCGUGCUGAGCCAUCCGUGCCCCUGGACUCGGCAUUGCUGGACCACAUUGACAUCCUCAGGAGAUCCUUUGUUGGCAGUAUUCGUCGGCUGGAGGAGCGGUUGACCCUGAACCAAAAGAAAAUCGUGACGCAUGCCCAACAAUAUGAAAUUGGUGACGCUGUGUCUGCUGCUGCGAUCCGGGUUGUCGAGCAAUUCCGCCCAUGGCUUUCUGCCGUCGAGGCGAUCAACCUGGCACCUCUUGGCACGAGCUUCCAGAACCCCCAACUGGUCGACUUCAGUCUGCAAAAGCAGCGGGUCUACGAUGCCAUUGCCGAUUUUGUCUUGAGCUGCCAAGCAGUCUCGGCCCCACUUGGGGAUGAAUGGGCUGAGUUGCGCAGCGAUUCACUUGACGACCGGCUGAACGCUGUCAGGAGUAUUGCCAGACAGCUCGAAAAUUAUGUUUCUCAGAUCGGAUUCUCCUUGUCCCUGCUUCUCGAACAGAUUCCUGAGCCCAACUCUGUUUUCCGAAGCGAAAGCCGUCUUGGUGGAGACAACGAGCCCUUCAACCCCCCGCACAGUCGAGGAGAAUCGCAGUCGAGGGUCCCCACAGAGACCAUUGGAAUACCAUCAUCCUACGCAGUCGACAAUUCUACAGAAAAGGUUCGACGCAACAUGGACAAAGCGCAGAGGUUCUUUGGCCAAGCCCCUCCUACAGCUAUCACCAGGGAGCCCAUCCGAGAGCCCGUCAGAGAGCCAGAUGAGACUCCUUGGUUCUUAUUGAAGAUGGACCACGAUGGCGAAGUGUUCUUCGAUACCAAGAACGACGUGCCCACUUUGAAAUGUGGAACGCUCGCAGGAUUAGUGGAACACCUUACACGCCAUGACAAGUUGGAUGCCUCUUUCAAUAACACUUUCCUCCUCACAUACCGCUCGUUCACGUCCGCCUCUGAGCUGUUUGAGCUGCUUGUACAACGGUUCAACAUUCAGCCUCCAUUUGGUUUGAAUGAUGAGGAAAUGCAGAUCUGGAUCGACAGAAAGCAAAGACCCAUCCGAUUCCGAGUUGUGAACAUUCUAAAGAGCUGGUUUGAGCAUUUCUGGAUGGAACCGAGUGAUGAAGUGAACAUGAACCUCCUUGGACGUGUUUACAACUUUACCAAGGAUUCCAUCGCCACCACAAAGACUCCUGGCUCUCCUCAGCUCUUAUCAGUCAUCGAGCAGCGUCUUCGUGGCCAAGACACAACCGCCAAACGACUUGUUCCUACGAAGGCUGUCCCUGCCCCGACACCUAUCAUCCCGAAGAACAUGAAGAAGCUCAAGUUCUUGGACAUUGAUCCCACUGAAUUUGCCCGACAGCUGACUAUCAUUGAAUGGUGCCUCUACUCGAAGAUCCGUCCUACCGAAUGCUUGAACAAGACAUGGCAGAAGAAGGUGGGGCCUGAUGAGCCUGAGCCUGCUGCUAAUGUGAAAUCGUUGAUUCUGCAUUCGAACCAAUUGACCAACUGGGUUGCGGAGAUGAUUCUCGCCCAAUCCGACGUCAAGAAGCGUGCCGAAAUCACGCGAUUGGAAACAUUGAAGGAACAGCGUGCCUCGACCCUCGAACUGGUUGAAAAACACCGCACGCUACUUUCUGAUCGCCAAGCUUUGGCUAAUUCUAGUCAGGAUGCCUCGCGCCUCAUGGCUCGUGGCAACAAGGGAGAACGACGCGACCCAGGAAAGCUCCUUAGAGAAGAGAAGAUGCGGAAGAGGAUCGCCAAGGAGUUGCCCAAGGUUGAAGCUGAUUUGAGAACCGAAUUGGAGAACUGGGAGGAUGAGUACGGCCGGCCGUUCCUCGUCCAUGGAGAAAGGUACCUUGAUGAGCUCACUCCGGUUAUGGCCAAACCUCCACCUCGCUCCAAGACACCAUCGGGUCCCCCUCCAAGCGCCACUAGAGGCAGUGCUACAAGGCCGCCCUCCCGCCCUGCCAGUGUAAUGGGAGGAGGCCCUUCCCGCCCCGCUAGUGUCAUGGGAGGAGGUCCUCCCCGCCCUGCAAGCUCAAUGAGGGAACCCCCUCCCUCGCGCUCUGCUACCAAGACCCCGACUGGCGGCCAGACAAAAUACAACACAAUUGGACCUUCGCGGGCGCCUUCCAGGGCUGGAGCCAAGUCACCUUCUAAGAUUCCCGCGCGUGUUCCUCUGAGCAAUAUGCCCCAUGGAAACAACUCGACUGAUCGCCGUGGUGGACCGGGAACGUAUUCUUCAAGCACUGUCGGCAAAAUGCCCGCUCCUCGUGCACCGCCGCCAAGGAUGCGCGCUCUGACCGUUGAUACCAAAGAAGAGCGUGGAAGCUACUUGUUCGACCCUCCUCGCUGCGCCAGUGCCAUGUCGAAUUCUUUUGUGCGGCCAGUCAGCCCGGAAGACCCUUAUGAUGACCGUAACCAGCGGUCCUUCAUGAGCUCGUCUAUCUUCUCUCACAGAUCGAAUGGACAGUCAUCGCUGUCUUCGACCUCGUCCUUACAGUCUUCUCUUCAGGGCUUCCCACGACCAAACCCUUAUCUGCAGCACGCACCACCGCCUCCAGCAGCUAGACAAGUAUCCAACUCAUCGACUAUAAACACGGCGAACUCCGGGUCCGAGAACUGGGAGACGUUUGAUGACGGUUCUGAUUCUGAACCAGAUGCUAGCGACGUUUACUAUGCUAAGCUUCGUGCUGCCCACGGGAAGAGAAUCGCCCCUGAGGAUUCUCAGCCCGUGUCCAUGGCAGGGAAGAAACCAAAGGGUAUCCGAAGUGUUAGCCCAGACGAGCCGAUCGGUGGUCAAAAUGCACAGAUGCUCAGGGUGGCAGGCAGUGAUGUCGACGAAUGGACAGACGAUAUGGAGCCUUAUUAA
Messenger RNA from Aspergillus wentii DTO 134E9, 4245 nucleotides. RefSeq lists its product as uncharacterized. Gene Ontology annotation, cellular component: plasma membrane. The record is from RefSeq and is a predicted model, not a curated record. The coding region runs from base 1 to 4245 and encodes 1414 amino acids. The transcript is spliced from 2 exons. NCBI's taxonomy places the organism in Eukaryota, Fungi, Ascomycota, Eurotiomycetes, Eurotiales, Aspergillaceae. Gene Ontology annotation, biological process: Ras protein signal transduction; positive regulation of GTPase activity. Gene Ontology annotation, molecular function: protein binding; guanyl-nucleotide exchange factor activity.